Pecten maximus is the source of this 7864-nucleotide messenger RNA. RefSeq lists its product as uncharacterized. The transcript has 3 exons. The record is from RefSeq and is a predicted model, not a curated record. Bases 134 to 5413 code for a protein of 1759 amino acids. Lineage: Eukaryota; Metazoa; Mollusca; Bivalvia; Pectinida; Pectinidae.
AGCAAAGUGCUUGAAUUAUCACAAUACACAAUCGCGAAGACACGCUCGCUGUCGACCACGUACUGUAACGUCAGCCAGUAUGCAAGACUUUAUCAGUUGACCAUUGAAGGAACCUAUCAAUGCACUGAAGAGGAUGGCAGCAUCAGAUACAAUUGUUAAAAAGACUGUUGAUGUAAAAGAUGAAAAUGAUCCGGUGUCUGAUGAGAAAACCUCCUUGAGAACUGCAGCAUCUGAGGACCCUGAAACUGACCAAGGUGGCAGUGCUAGUACAGAAAGUGAAAUGAUUACGUCUGUUGCUGAGAGUAAGGAAAAGGAGGCAGAAAAUACUUACACAGAAGAGGAACUUAAAAAAGAUGAGAAAACAGUUGAAAUUCAGGAAUCAAACAAUGAACCUUCCCCUGCACCUGAAGAGGACAAAAAAGUUUCUUCUGAUGAACAUAAAGAACAAGAUAUCAAAGAGUCUGAAUCCUGUUCAGCCACUGUGACAGAAACAGAAAAGAGCUCAAAUGAUCAAAAUUCUCAGCAAAGCAAGUCAUUGAUAGACAAUACUGAAACAAGUAGUAAACAACAGGAUGAACUACCAUCAAAACAAGAGGAUGGUAAUUGUUCAAAAUCACAGAAAGUAACUUCACAGGAUUCUCAGGAAGAGACAUCACUUAGUUCACAGGAAAUGUCCUCACCAAAUACACAAACAGCACCAUCCAAUAACGAGGAAGUGAUACCACAAAAUGAAACAUCAUCUGUAAUACUGACACAGAAAGUAGGUGCUGAAGACGAAACAUCUGCAAAUGUGACGGAGGUGAAAGAGGAGAUUAAGUCAAUAGAACCACAGAAACAGGAAGAAGAAAGCAUUGUGGUUCAAGACGAACCUUGCACAGAAAAGGAAAAUGACAGUUCAAAAGAGAAAGAUAUUAUAGAAAAUGACAGUUCAAAAGAGAAAGAUAUAAUAGAAGAGGAAUCAGAAUCAAAAACAUUAGAUACUGAAAAUGAAAACAAACAGGACAAUGAAACGAAAGCUACAAAUGGUGAAACCUCAGCUGUUGGGACUGAAAAACAAACAGCAUCUGGAACACAAACAGUAGGGAUUGGAGAGAAAAGUGAUGAUGAAACAAAAAAUUCAAAGAAAAGUGAUAUUUCACAGGAGGAGAUAAAAUCUCAGAGGCCAAGUAGAGGACAAAGGUCUACUUUAUCAAGGAAAGUUUUGGAAUCUAAAGGUCAAGGAUAUAUUAAGUCAGAUAUACAAACAGAACCGUUGGCUUUAGUGACUAAACCAAUACAAGAUGUUAAAAAUCCUUCAACGCAAGAUGAAAAGUCUUCAUCUCCUGCAAGUACCGAGAAUUCCGCUAUCAUGGCAAAUAAAAGUAGUGAUGGACAAUUGGUUGAGGAAACCGUAAGUGAUGCUGAGCUGAAUACAUCAGAUACUUCCAUGUUGGAUGAUUCGGUCAGUACAGAUUGUUCUAAUUUGUCAACACCAGAUCGAUAUAGCCGGGGCUCUGGUCUCUAUAGGGCGUAUAAGUGUAAGGGAUGUAAAUAUAGCACUCCAAUCAAAACCAACCUGCGACGACAUGCCUCUAUCAACAUUGAAUAUAAACCCUUCCUUUGUAACUUGUGUGGUGGCAAGUUCACCGAUAAAUCUACGCUUAAUUUUCAUAACAAGAAAAGACACAGUGGUUCAGAAAACUUUGAGCAUACUCCAGAAGAUGAGAAGGACAAGGCUUUAGAUACCUAUUUGGAUAUGUGUAUCAAUCUUGAAGGAAAGGUGAAGUCUACUGAAGUAGCACUGAGAAAUCCGUCAAAGUACAAAGACUGCAAUCUGGUAACAUUUGAUAUGUUCAAUCAUUUCAAAAGUACUCCUUCAAAGAAAUUCACAAAGAAGAAGGAAAUUAAUUCUUCCAUAGACGUCGAUGGUGGAAAUAAUUCAGCACAGUCAGUGUCUGACAAGAAAAAGGGUAGAAUUAUGAAAAUGCCCCAAAUGAAGGGACAAGUUUUUGUAACCUACCCUGAUGGAUCCACAGUUGAAGCGGGAAGUGAUGUUAACUUUCCUGAGAGUAGUCCUGCUGAACCAAGAAGAAGAGGACCAGGCAGAAAGAAAAAGAAUGAGCUAGGAUCAUAUCCUGUUGGUUCUAAUACUGAAAACACAUCGCAAAUAAAUACCGGUAAUGUUAGCAUAAAUUCAUCAAUGAUGAAUCAAAGGAGUCAGACUCCCUUGCUAGCUGUUCGUCAUCCAGGGCCUGUUAUGCCUGCUCAGGGAGGCAGCAUUAAUCUCAUCCAGACCUUCGGAGGAAUUGCAAUUCCUGUACCAAUGCAGAUGCCUAUGCAGAUUCCCAUACAAGUACCUGCACAAAUGCCAACUCAACUGUCAUCACAAAUGUCCCUUCAACCGCAGAUGUCGGAUCAACCUCAAAUGACUUCACCAAUAUCGCAGAGCCAACCCUCUGUGAUAGAUUCUAAUCCAACAAGACAAUUGAUUGAGAACGAGGAUAAGAGAAAGAAAGGAAGAACAAAAACCAUACGAGAAAUUUUGAAUUUAGAUAACGGUGUGCGACGACAAAAACUUUCACAUGGUCAAAUUGCAGAAGCGAAAGCAAAAACAGCAGGAGGUGCUAAAUUUUCAUUUGGUCUUAAAUCUGGACGGGGAAGAGGUAGAAGAAGAGGAAGCUCAAGGAGGUUUGACAUAGAGACUGACCAGUCUUCAACAGAUAACUCGGUACCGGAAAGUGAAGUGAGCGGAUCUGAAGGUGAUCCGUCCUGGCCAGAACCAGUAUAUAAAAGAAGGGGCCGUACAGCAACACGGGGCCAUGGCAUAGCUCCCUUGAAACGGAAAUACAUGAGAAUGAAGCUAGUAGGAACAUUGCCAGACCAGUAUGUCAUGAAAUCCAAGAGAGGAUCAGAUAUUUCUGUUAAUUCACAAACUGAAGCGAAGUUUGUGGGGACAAAGAAGAAAAAAACAGAAUCAGAUUUGAAAGAAGAGGGGAAUGCAAGUGCUGAGAUGGAUGUAUCAUCGGAAAAGAAGACUGUGGGACGAAAAAGAAAGAUUGACUGUGUUACCGACCCAGCUACAAGAGGCUUGGAAAAACAGAGGAAAAUGGCCAGUGAAACUGGCAUUCUGACAGAGGAAACUAUCAACAACAGUUUGCUAGCUCUAAAGAGGCGACAGGACAACAUUACUGCCACAAGUACACGUGUAAAAAGGAAGUAUGUGAAACGAGCGAAAAGUCUUACAAUGCCACCUAAAAAGAAUAAAAGCCGUGCAACACCCAAUGAUGAGUCCUCAUUGUUAUCUAUCAGUAGUACAAGCAGUACAUUGGAGGAACAAAGAGAUCUCAAUGAAACAGGAAUGUCUGCAACAGCUGCCCAAAGCCCCGAGAAACGCAAAAGAGGAAGACCAACAUCAUCAAAGAAAACCAAUUUGGGAAAAAUUUAUGUUAGAGGACCAUACAAGAAAAAGCCUAAGAUAGUAGCACAAGAACCUGUUUCUGAUAGUGAACAAAAAACAAUUAUACACUCAGGUUGUGAUAAAUGUCCCUUGGAAGAAGUUUCUGUUGAUGGGAAAAGAAAGAGAGUUAAUGUCAAUCCUGGGAAAGCUAACUGUCUUUGUGAUGGAAGUGAUGGAGGAAAUGUUGAAAUUCCCAAAACACCUGUGAAAAAACCAACUCUUCUGAAGUCUACUAGAAUGACAAACUAUGUAAAGAAGUACAGUCAGAAAUAUUCUAAGCUGGCUAAGGCCAAGUCAAAGGGCAAAGGUCAACAAAUGAUAAAAUGUCCUCUUUGUGAAUACCAGUCCAAAUCCAUAAAUGGAGUCCGGCUUCAUGCCUUCUGGGUACAUAAGAUGUGUAAGUACUCGUGUACAGAAUGUUCAUAUUUCACCCUUAAUAGAUAUGAGGGUCUCGCACACUAUAAGGAGGAACAUCCAGGGAAGACUGUUGCUCUGGUACGCAGUUUCUGUUUGUUAAAAGACUUGGAGGAAGACACGACUCCCGGACAUGAAGGCAAGGUUUUGACAUUGUCACUCCAUGGACAAACAUCACCCUCCAAACAGCCAACUCCAAGUAAGGCUGAUAUCUAUGAUUACAAUGAGACUUCUGAAUCCUCGCCUUCCAAAUCACCUGGAGCACCGGAUAUCACCAAUACAGCAAAGACGCUUGUCACUGAAGACAGGUCUAAGGUAUUGAAAGGUCGCUGCCCAAAGUGUUCGUAUGUGUCAACAGUGCGUGGUGUCGGACAGCAUUUGAUGCUGGCACACGACACUGUAAACUGGGUAUGUAAGGAAUGCAAGUAUAAAUCACACUCAAAAACACUCGCCUUUCAACAUGCACGGCGCAACCACAAAGGCAUGCAGCCGAAGGUUUACAGAAUGGCUAUCUUGGUUAAACCAGAUCCAGAGCUCAAUUUGGAAAUCUUGCCAAAAGCUUCCUCUACACCAAAAUCUUCUAAAGGCAGUAUUGAACCAGAUACCACUCUUUCUGAUCUUUCUCCAACUAUGCCCAAGUUGAAGAAGUUUCCUAAAACUUGGCAAAUGAAACUGGGAUCUAUUAAAGAACAAGAAAACCUACAGCAGCUUAUUGCCAAACGGAAGGGAAAGACAGGAAAAGCAAAGACAUCGGAGACAAUAGCUGAGGAGUCGUCUGCAUCCUACACAUUACACCCAAGGAAAUUGGAGUCCUUGAACGUUGGUUUCAGCUGUGUGUACUGUUACUACGCCGCUCCACUUCGUCACCAGCUACAUCUCCACUGUUACGAUAAACAUACAAAUCACCCAGCAUGUCUCAUGAAAUUUACUAAAGACACCACAGUUUUGGAUUUCCUGGGGGAUUCAGCUCGUGUGAAAGUGGCUGACAAAGGAAAACUGCUGAAAUCUGACAACAUUAAAAGGGAAACAGUUUUGGACAAAGAGCGUGUCCAGAGAAUAAUUAAGUGGAACAAUGACCAAGCUUCAGAGGUCAAAGAUAAAAUUUGUGAGAAAGGUGAGGUAACAAAAAAGGGAGAUAACUGUCUUGACACUAAAAAUCAAAAUGAAGACCUUCCAAUCAAGGAGAUGUCUUUAAAGGAGUGUGGGGUUGUAAAUGACCCACGCUAUGGUGUUCUUUCUGUGAAGCCUCACAAAGUCACACUGUCAAACUUUGUGACAGAUAAUUUGGAGGAUGUGACUGCAAAGACUGCCUGCCCUGCUAGUAGGCAGUUGGCAUCAAACAAAUUAGCUUCCAGCAAACCGUUCUUGAAUCCUCUGACUCCUCUUGUGACCAGUCUAGGGGCAAGCCAGGUCAAACUUCACGACACAUUCCACUCGAGUCUUGAUGACCUUGACACCAUUCUGUCCAACUUUGGUGUCCGAACCCUAAACAUGGACAUGCUUACCAGAAAACAGUUCACCGACUUCAUUCACAGAUUUGGCAAUAGUCUUCAACAAAUGUAAAUAUGAUUAAUAAAUAUUACAUGUGAUUCAUCAGAAAUCCUUCAAAUGUGAUGACGAAAUCUCAAAUUGGAUUAUAGUCAUUUGUACGACGAAUAUUACUGGAAUAGGGCUUGAAAGUUCUUUAAAUGAGUAAUAUUAGAAUCUCAUCUACAUCCACAAGAUGUUUGUUGUUUACUUGUUAAAAGAAAUGUGGGAUUUGUGUAUUUGGUUGUUGACAGAUGGUUAAUAUAUUGAUGUCUUAAAAUUUAAUUUCAAUAAUUUUCUUUUUUUCUUUCAAUGCCUUACGAAAUUAAAAAAAUAAAUAAAAUAAAGUUCUCUCAAUUGAGAAUUAAUGUUACGGACAUCAUAGUAACUUUUUUGUGUGAUUUUUUUAUAUGUUUAAAUGGUUAAUAUAUGUUUAAAAUGGUUCAACCAUGGCAUGGUUUACCUCAAAGAGUGUUUUGGGGCAUCCCGACAUCAUGUUGUUUAUUACCAAAUUCUGGUUAUAUUAAUGUUUACCUUUUAUCUGAAACACUUUAUGUUGUCUGUAUAUUUUAUGUACAUAAGUUUACUUAUAACUCAUCAAAUGACCAGAAUUCCUUUUAUUAUCUUUUGUUAAUGUCAUGUGCCAGAUACAUUUCAAAAUACGCAAUAAAAAAAACCCUGUACAGGUAGAAUCCUGUGGGAAUGAUGACUUUUCAUGUGAUGGCCCUGCAGGAGUUUGUUGUUUAAUGAUCUAGAGGUACAUUGUUCAAAACCUAGUUUUGUAAUAUGCUCUAUCAAAGUCUGAAUCAUUUCAAAGAAAAUUAAUUAAUUUUUGCUGUUAACAUCACAAUUUGCUUAAUAUCAACAUUUCCUCCCCUGAUAAAAAAUGAAGUUUUUAACAAGAAGUAAAGUACCUAUCUGUAAGAAAGAGAAUAACUUUGAUUAUAUUAAUUACUGGUAAUUGAAGAUUUAUCAGAAAAGGUGUCAUUUUCAAAACCGAUGAACUCAUCUGUAAUUACUCUUGAUUAAUAUCUGACUCUUAAAACUUAAAUUAUACCUCUACUUUACCUUUGUGUUGGAAACUUGAGCCCCAAUUCAUCUUUUUUCAGUCCAUGAUCAAUGUCAAAUUAUAAUUAUGACCCUAAAAUUAUAUUUGUCCCCAUUGAAAAUUUCACUUUGGAAUAAAGCUGGUCUAACAGCCAUUUUAUCAUCAGCAAAAAAUUAAAUGCGGCCUACACUUGUCUAGAUUUAUAAUGUAAAUAUUAAGACAGAUCAAAGUGGAGGAUAUUAUGUUAUACACCUGAUGAGUGAUGUGUCCACCUGUAUUAGUUCUAAGAUGUACCAGGAGAUGGCAUCAUUUAGAUCUUGUAUGUUGUCUUUAUGACCUUAUAUACCGGUAUAAUUGUACUUCAUUUCAUGGGAAUAUUUAUUUGUGUCCAUCUUUUUUCUUUCUUUUUUUUCUUUUUUUUUUUCCUUUUAUUUUUCUUUUUUCCUUUAAUGUACAGUAUUUGAAAAAGUUCUUUUCAAUUUUUUUUGAAACAGUUCUUUUCAAUUUGUUUUUAAACAGUUCUUUUCAAUUUUUUUAUACUAUUUUUUCAAUUUAUUGUCAAACCUGCCUUAGUGACCAACUGAAUGAAGCGACUCCCUCUCAUAUGUGACCAUAUUUUCCCCUUCCAUUGUUAUUUACUAUUCUAGUUACCUGACCUUGGAUUACUGGGUAAGAGACUCUCAGUCACUUGUGACAUUUUUUAUUACCUCCCUUGGAAGGUCACUUAUGACAGGUUUGACUGUUCUUUUCAGUUUUGUUGUUUUUCCCAUGUUACAUUUUUUCAAUGUUAUUGUUAGUGUAAUUUCAAGUGCUUGAUUUAGUUUGCCUUUUUUUCUUGGUUAUUAUAUUAACUUAAAAAAAUAAAUUCAAGUUCCUUGCCAUUGUUUGACUUCAAAAGCGCAAUAUUGUUUGUAAUAACAUGCCUAUGGCUAGAACUAUCAGAAAUAUGAAAUAACUUUUUAAGUGUAAGUGUAAUUGUAUGUCAAGUUUUAAAUGAUAAAAUCUUUUUGAAGACUCAAGAGUAUCAUAGAUUGCAGAUUAUUGCCUAAUUGAUAUGUGAAACAUGAACAAACAAACAAAUUAAGGCCAAGAAUAAAAAAUAAAUAAAUAAAUUUUGUAUUUAUAUGAAAAAUAAAUUCCAAAACCUUUCAUAGGAAUGUUGUCCUUAGCUAUGUUUCUGAUGAACAAAUUCCCAUUUUCUGUAUCAACAAUUGCCAAAAAAUCUCUUUAUUUUCAUUUUACAGAUCAAUAGAAUUUAUCUACCAUUUUCCUGUUUUUUUAGGUGACCUAAGACGAAGUCUCAAGUAACCUAUACUAAUCGCCUUUUGACAGUCAUCGUCCGUCAUGCGUCCGUAAACAAUUUACAUUUUCGACUUCUUCUCCAAAACCACUUAACCAAAUUCAAUGCAAUUUGGCAGGAAGCUUCUAUGGCUAAAUGU